Molecule: messenger RNA, 1453 nt
Organism: Exserohilum turcica Et28A
Lineage: Eukaryota; Fungi; Ascomycota; Dothideomycetes; Pleosporales; Pleosporaceae
Exons: 6
Coding region: 1-1371 (456 amino acids)
Biological process (GO): DNA alkylation repair; base-excision repair, AP site formation; base-excision repair
Cellular component (GO): protein-DNA complex; nucleus
Molecular function (GO): DNA-3-methyladenine glycosylase activity; DNA-7-methylguanine glycosylase activity; alkylated DNA binding
Source: RefSeq, a predicted model, not a curated record
AUGCUGUUUAGAUAUCUCACGCCAGGACAGGCGCUGAAGCAUACAGUUCUGUUCACGACAAGCAGCAUACGCUGGAACGUAUACAAGCCACAAACCAUGUCUCUGAGACGUUCGGCACGCGUUGCAAGCAGCACUGCGCCAGCAGCACCGGGUGUAAAUGGGCAAAAUGGCGUUACAGAGAAUGGAAAAGCCAGCAAAUCCAAGGCGCCGGCAAAGAAGCGCAAGGCUUCCAAAGCAGCGCCUGAAUCGCAACCACCACAGGAUCCAACCAAGAACACCAUAGUCACCACGGAUACUGGAGAGCAUUUAGAACAGUCGAAUUCAGAUAUCACGCCUCCAUCUAAUACCGCCACCACGCCAGCACCCAAGAAACGUAAAUCAAAAUCAACAGCAAAACCAGCUGGAAACCCACCGCCAGCCACGCCUCCAGCCGUUGGACUUGUAUCCAAAGAAAACACAGGCUCGCCCCUCCCAGACCCCUCGGACAAGAUGCUCUCCAAGCAGGCGCCGCGCCCCGCGGAGCCCCACGCCACCAACGCACCGCUCGCGACGCCCAACGGCUCGCACACCAUCGAAGCCUAUGGCUCUCCUACCGUCAAGCCGCCAGACGCAACUCCCGCUCGGAAGCGCAAAGCCAAGGACCCAGUUGCCCCGGACGUGGGCGCCAUCCCCAGUCCAACCACGGACAUUGACCGGCUGCUCAAGGACGCGGAAGCCCAUCUCGUGAGCGUGGACCCAGCCCUGAAACCGCUCGUCGAGAAGCACCAGUGCAAGAUGUUUAGCCCCGAGGGGCUGCGCGAAGUCGUGGAUCCGUUUACGAGGUUGAGUACGGGCAUCAUUGGACAGCAGGUAUCAGGCCAAGCAGCUGCAUCCAUCCGCGCAAAAUUCACAGCGCUGUUUCCGUCGACGCACCCAGAGUUCCCCAGUCCCGCUCAGGUCCUCGACAUGUCGCUUCCGACGCUGCGCACGGCGGGCCUCUCGCAGCGCAAAGCAGAGUAUAUCUACGGGCUUGCGGAGAAAUUCGCGGCGGGCGACCUCUCUGCGGAAAUGCUCGUCAAUGCCAGCGACGAGGAGCUGAUUGAGAAGCUGGUUGCAGUCCGGGGCCUGGGGCGAUGGAGUGUAGAAAUGUUUGCAUGUUUCGGGCUCAAGAGGAUGGAUGUGUUUAGCACGGGCGAUCUGGGCGUGCAGCGCGGCAUGGCCAUUUACGCAGGCCGCGACGUGAAUAAACUCAAAAACAAGGGCGGAAAGUGGAAGUAUAUGACGGAGCAGGAAAUGCUUACCAUAGCUGCUAGAUUCUCGCCUUACAGAUCCCUCUUCAUGUGGUACAUGUGGCUUCUCUGCGAUGUUGACAUCAGCGUCCUGGAAAAGUAAUGAUGGCUUUUGUUACCAUGCAUCCAGUGCAUGUCAUGUAUGUAGAUCAUCAGACAAGAUACCACAACAAGAGUACUGGCAC